Messenger RNA from Paraphaeosphaeria sporulosa, 1381 nucleotides. RefSeq lists its product as uncharacterized. Lineage: Eukaryota; Fungi; Ascomycota; Dothideomycetes; Pleosporales; Didymosphaeriaceae. The record is from RefSeq and is a predicted model, not a curated record. The transcript has a single exon. Bases 96 to 1274 code for a protein of 392 amino acids.
ACCUCUCCACCUUAACAAGUACCGCACGGCCGCUCAAUGAACGGCGCCUUUGCCACUGACAAGAAGAAAUACCCGCGAGUAUCAUCAGACCCAUCAUGGCAUCCGACAGCUCGUCCCUGAGCCCCGACAUCGAUCGAGAUAGCAGCCCCAAGCUCGGAAGCUCCAACUUUACGACCCAAUACUCCAAAAAGACUGGCCGCCCCAUACGCCGCAGCGCGGGCAAAGCCAAACCGACAGAUGGCUACGUCGACUCCAAGGUCAUUGAGGACGAGUACGAAGAGCCUAUCGAGACACCUUCGGAAGACGAGGAUGGACAUAUCAAGCCUACCCAGAAGCGCAAGCGUAAGCGGUCGCCAUCCCCAGAACCUCCACCCCUUGAUGACGUGAUCCGCAACGACGAGCCCGAUGAGCGCUCCGAGGAUGAAGACCCGUUCCAGAAGAAGUCGAAGCUACCGCCCAUUGAGCUCCAGUUCAACGUCCCUCUUGGUUUCCACGGCCCGCUAGUGGUGAAGCUGGACCGGAGUCUGCUGGUGCCGGACACGGCGUAUGAUAUGCGCCCCGGUCUCGCGAUGAAGAAGAUUCGCGCUGGAUCGGGAGUGGACUCGCAGCCUUCGGAUGGUGGGAAGAAGCCUCUUGGGUUCGCCGACCUGCCCGCAGAGUUACGGAACAAAGUGUAUCGGCAUCUCUUCGUUACGGAGGAGAAGAUUAUGUUCCCAGAUGCGGAAAACAUGAGUCGGUCGAGCCAGUUCCUGAGUACUUGCAAGUUGGUGCAUAAUGAGGGAUGUAGCAUCCUCUACGGAGAGAAUAAAUUUCGAUUCGACCGCAAUCACAAGACCCGUGGUCCUUUCUGGGAGCCACUCCCCAAGGAGAUUGGCUACAAAGACGUACGCCAAUUUCUCAAGAUGAUCGGUUCAGAAAACUUGGUCUACCUACGAGACAUCACCCUGUUCCUGAGCGAUGCUUUGCCCAGCACAACACCAGAGCUCACCCACGAAUCACGCCGAUAUCUUCACGAUGAGCAUCUGCUUGACGUACUUCGAACCCUACGUCAAGCCAAACUUCGCAAGCUCAACGUGCUCUUCACCGGACGUCGUUCUUUGGCUCGCAACGAUACCAAAUUCGUGGAAUACCUGAUGCAGGUCAAGGCUGACGAGGUUAUCUCUGACACAGGCACUGGCUGGUACUAUCACAACCGCAAGAUCGAGAGUUAUAUCUGGAAAGAGUUGAAAGAGAAGAUGACCCGGAAGAAGAAGCUCUAUCUUCCUGAGAAAUAGGAUACUUAUCAUUUCGAGGCUGCGGGGCUUGUCCUCAGAAGUCACAACCACUCCUAGCCCGGGACAGACCUGAGGAAGGGCCCGCAGAAGACCUGCGGAACGGCGCU